AGGGAAAAGAUAAUUUCAAGAGUUGCAGCCUUGUAGGAUCAUUCUCGACGCACCCUUUCACUUUACUUACUUGAUUUUCAAGAAGUUGAGCUGUAGCUCCUUCCUCGUAAACAACGUUUUUCCCGCAACCAAUCGAAGAAAAAAACUCGCAAAAUGGUGGUCCUCCACGCUACAAAGCCCAUCUCUUUCGAAGAGAUGGAAGGACACCUGACUUCGGAAACCAUCUACACCGAAAAAGAAGAAACUUUGCCGUUUGGCGUUCCCAAUUAUUCCAUGGUGGACAGUACGGAGAGCGAGCCGGAAGAUGAAAGCAGUUUUGAGGAGAAAUUCUGCCCGACGGCCGGCAAGGACAUCGCGCAUGCUACCAGCGAUGGCGAUGAGAUGAAACCGCCACUCCACCUGGAUGCCAAAAACGAGAACACCUCCUGUGCUCCUCUCGACGUUGAUGCCUCGACUGCGGAAAUCGCCGCUGCUGUGUCCCUGCGGUUGGUCCUUGGCGGCGCGACUAAGGAGGAGGACAACCAGCAUUGCGGUGGAUCCUUCAAUCCGUUUUGUACGGCGGUUGCUCUGGUGCUCGUUUUUUACGGUUUCCUGCUCGCUUGCCUCUUCCUUUACUUCGUGGAGUAUUUGUUGAUGCUGUUGUCUGUUGAGCCGCGCGCUCCGGACCUCAUCGACUUUGUGGAACAACUGACGGAUCAUGCUUCCGGUGGCCGCCUGGACGAUGAUCUACUGGACUGGUAUGAGGAGCAAGACGCGACUGAGGCGGCGGCCAUGCUGGAGCGAAAGCAGACGUCGUCAACGUGGACUCAUGUCGGUCACGGGCGCUGGGUCAAGGGGGCGGGCAAAGAAGCGUGA
This is a messenger RNA of Amoebophrya sp. A120, 855 nucleotides long. Lineage: Eukaryota; Dinophyceae; Syndiniales; Amoebophryaceae. The record is from the annotation of a GenBank genome assembly.